Truncatella angustata is the source of this 2609-nucleotide messenger RNA. Its product is annotated as Septin-domain-containing protein. The coding region runs from base 388 to 2433 and encodes 681 amino acids. Gene Ontology annotation, biological process: cytoskeleton-dependent cytokinesis. Lineage: Eukaryota; Fungi; Ascomycota; Sordariomycetes; Amphisphaeriales; Sporocadaceae. The record is from RefSeq and is a predicted model, not a curated record. The transcript is spliced from 3 exons. Gene Ontology annotation, cellular component: microtubule cytoskeleton; cell division site; septin complex. Gene Ontology annotation, molecular function: GTPase activity; GTP binding; molecular adaptor activity.
UUCCAACUAUGUCUGGUAGUCUGGUACGUAGUACGAUUAACCACGGGUUCAAUGGCGACACACUCAUGAUGCGGGGUGUGCUUUAUCCGCCAGAGAAGAAAGAGAGAGGGAGAGAGAGGGAGAGGGACACUCACACACAUACACAUACCCCUACCCCUACCAUUUAGCUCAACCCAUCACCUGCAACCAGACUGCUAACGGACUUGCAUCCAUUCAUGUCAUGUCUUGUCAUCAGUCAUCCGCGUUCUAGACAGCUUCCUCUAAAAUGCCCAACUCUUCGUUACUCUGAGGCCAGAUCGUCCUGCUGCCAACCCUAUCAUCUGAGUAUGGGCUGCGCUUGUACCAAUACCCAUACAUACAUACAUACAUAGCACCUUUGAUGUGAUUAUGCGACCCCUCCCUAGCGACAAUGCCUCUGGGCAUCAAUGUUCGGUCCAUCGACUCGAUAACCUUCCAUCCGUAAAUUCGACUUCCACCUCCACCAGCCAGAUGUCUUUCUUCCUCGCCGAUGAAGCCACUGUCGAUUCCUAUCUUGACCAACCAAGUCUUGCCAGUUCCCGUUUGAGAGACCACAGGAAAGUCACAGAGUCAGGGCACACCCUGUCGGCACGCAGUCAUGACCGGGGCCAUGCCUUGUCGAGAAGCACUUCAAUAGAGUCACUGGAAGAGCAUGGCUCGGCAUAUUCGCCUUUGUCCAUGCCAUCGUUACCCAGCCCGACGCCAGUUCCAACAUCUUCCCACCAUCGCGCCCCACUGUCGCGGUCCAUCACCCCGAUAACACUAGGCACUUCGGUCGCGGGCUCCUUGCUGAGCAGCCCGUCGUCCAGGAGAAAUUCCAUAGCAGGCUCCAUAUCAGAAAACGCUGUCAGCUCAGAUGACGACGAGUAUACUCCCGACAGGUCAGCCAUGAAUAUGGCAGACAGCGGCAGUGCCCCACAACUGGUCAUGCCCAGCAUCAAGAUGCCGAGUCGCCGUCCCUUUACUGAGUUGGGUAAAAGUCUUGGUCGCUUGAAGCUGCUAAUCGCAGGAAAGUCUGGUAUUGGCAAGACUUCACUCGUCAAGGCAGUUGUUCAGAGCUGUGAGCACAUUGUCCAUGUAGAUCCCAUUGUACCCCAGGCUGGCUUGAGACGAUCCUCGAAAGGUUCCGCAAGGCCUGCUGCUCCUAGUCGGCGAGGCUCCGACUCAACAAAAGCAAUAUGUGAGAUAUUCGCGAGCACGAAGCCAUAUCCAGACUGGUGGACAGAGCUGGAUGAAUCCCGUGCCAACCAACGAAGGAAAAGCCUUGGCGACCAGGUACUCGACCGUAAUAUAUGCUUCGUGGACACACCCGGCUAUGGUAAUAGCUCAUCUGCCCUGGAAACUAUUAUGCCGUGUGUAGAAUACGUUGAGUCUCACUUGAACAAGGUGUCUUCCGAUGCGUUGAGCGAGCCGGAAAUGCUUCGCCUGUUGGGAGGGGACGGUGGGUUCCAGGUCGAUGCUGUGCUUUACAUGAUUCAACACCAUUUAAGCUCUGUCGAUAUUGAAUACCUGAAGCGUCUAGCACCGUUGACGAACAUCAUACCAAUCUUGGCCCAGGCUGACAACUGGAGCCCGGACGAGCAAGCUAGCUGCAAAGAGCAGAUAGCAUGUCAACUCCGCGAGGCUGGUAUACGGUACUUUAGUUUCACUUCAAGCGCGGGUCAAUCGCCAAGCUCCGCAUUGCCAACAAUUCACGCUGUGUCGUGUGCCGCUGGGUCUGAUCAUGAUGUUAUGGAUGCGAGUCUUUUAAUGAGUCCAGACUAUAUCCAGCCUUUGGCCUCAUCAGAACUUACUCGGCUGGUAGAGCAUCUAUUCAGCUUCGAGGGGUCCUCAUGGUUGAGGCACUCGGCUGCCAAGAAGUAUAUGCAGUGGCGAGAUGCCUCAGCUGCACCGAGACCGAAAUAUCUAUAUCAGCCGUUGAACCCCACGACGGGUGCACUCAUCGGCCGGCGACCUCUGGCGCUCGCCCGCGUGCAUCUUCAAAGAGACAAUGACACCAGUCCUCGUGUCUACAUGGCGGACUGGGCAAUGGACCUUCAGAGAAGUCUCGAAUCCGAGAAAGCGCAAUACGAGGCGCACCCAAGGAGGGGACAAGCUGCAUGGCUCAAUGAGCGACUGAACGGAUGUUUCCAAGAUGGCACAUUAGUCCCGACGAACAGUUCACAGGAGGCAAUUCCAUGUCGCAAGAGGAAGCGAAAAUAUCAAACGUGGAAGAGAGGAUCCCGUCAUCAAGAUCCACUUGGCUUACUACAAGUGGCAGCGGAUCUGAAGGCAAAAGGCUGGCUGGCUCUGGAGAUGCUGGGUGGCCUCGGUGUACUUGGCGGCAUAACGUACUGGCUGGCACGACAACGCUGGCAGAUAGACGCGGCGCAGAGCGCGGAUGACUGGGCAAGGAUGUGGGGACUCGACAUCUGAGGAUGGCGAAAGGCGUGGGAUAAGCUGUAUAUAAUUAGUAGAUGCGAUGGUGAUGCGUAUGAAACACAGCUCAGGGGCAGGAGUUAGGGCAGGAGUCGCAUACCCAACAGUCUUUGAUUUGUCUACCACUUCCCAUAUACAAUUUAACAGGCAUUGUAAUCCAGGAAUUGAGCCAG